This is a messenger RNA of Amoebophrya sp. A120, 3231 nucleotides long. NCBI's taxonomy places the organism in Eukaryota, Dinophyceae, Syndiniales, Amoebophryaceae. The record is from the annotation of a GenBank genome assembly.
CUCGGCUCGGUAUACCCAACAUCGGCAUCGAACAAAUUUUGUUUAGAAUUGCGGUUGCGUUUCUUCUGUCAAUCGCGGUUGGUCAAAUGAAAUUUCGCCGGGUUCUGUUAGUUGUCUGGAUUAUGGUUUCAGCAAAGCCCUUGCCGUUGAUUAGCUCGAACGAAGCAAAAACAGAGCCGCGGGAAUAUUAUACAGGACAUACUGCUGGUCGUCUCGGAGUAGUUUGUUUUGAUGAACUGGUCAACCGAGUAGAAGAAACAAAAAGCUGCCAUGUGGAAGAUAAUUCCACCCACCAGUUCUUACCGUUGCACCCUACUCGCCUGGACGUCCCUGCUCCUCGUUUCCACUGUCUACGAGCCGGUCCGCGUUUUUAUCCUCGAUUUCCGAUUCGGCGAAGAUGUCGGCGGCGUGGGUGGGGUCGGUGGGUUGUGCAACAUGUGGAAUCCGCGGGAGAAUUGCACCACUACCGCCGGCGGGGAACACGGGCCGUACUGCUUCCAGAAAGGAAUGUUCCUCGGUUUCACCCCUUUCGCACUGGUGAUGCUACUCGUCUGGACGGUGCCAGUAGCGAUUUUCGCUAUGUUACACCACUGUUGGAGGUUGCGUGCGCCGUCCGGUGCUGCGCCGCCACCCCGGAGUGGUUUUGUGGAUGGUGCAGCUCCGCCACCCGGCGAUACUCAUCUAGAUGCUGUCGUUUCGGUUGGUUCAGGUGUGAACGGAGUAGAAGCAACAUCAACAUCAAAGCAGCAACUGCUUCAAAAUUCGAGAAAUCCAGUCGCGUUGAGGAAUCUUCCUGGCGAGCCUCCUAAUCGUAGUUCUAACGCCAACGCGAUCGCGAGCGACACUAGUGUGCUGGCGAGAGGACCUCACAUCAACUACAACUCUGCCGUCGAUGAAAUCCAAUCAGAAAAUGAAAAAUUGUAUCGUUUUUUCCAAUAUCCUGUGCAAAAGUAUCGUACUUGCAGCAGUUGCGUUUAUGCAAUACAAAUCUAUUUCUCAAGGUGAAUCAGCAUCACAAAUUCAAUUUGUAAUGCUGGGCUAAUUUGUAAUGCAAUCUAUACUAGUACGAUGCUUUUGCAUUGCAUAUCCAAGUUUCUUGGGUGAUCCUGUCCGCUUUCUGGUUCGCCCUCCCACUGCUCCAGUACGAAACCGGCGACUUUUUCGCACAGGACGUGUGGCACCGGAUAAUUGGCUUCGCGAUCGCCGCGGCGUUUCCGCUCUCCUGGCACAUUGUCUUCGUCGCAAUCCUGUCCUUCGCCGCGCGGAUUCUUGUUUCGGGGAAUAAAGUGCAGAACUUUAUUUCCGGGUCCAUGUCGACCUUGAUGCUUUUCGCUUCUCGUCACGGUCACCACACACUGGUUCUCAAGAUGCACAAGUUUGUAUGAAAGUGCACAACUCCCCCUCCCCCUCAUUUGGGUGAUAUCCACAGCAACACAGGUGCUGGCUAAGAUGCAGCUUUUGCAUGACAAACUCCAGACCGAUUCUAGUCCUGUUUCGGCUUGUUCGGGAACCUGUCAUGCAAGCAGUGCCAGAGGGCAAAGGGUGGACUUGGCACUUUGCAUGACAAAUGAGGGGGAGGGGGAGCUGUGCACUCUCAUAAUUUGUCGCGUGGAACACGGUCUUCUGGGCGGUGCUGCACGGUGGCGGCGAACUGUAUGGGAUUCUCAACUGUUACAUUCUCAACUGCUACAUGAUUUGUCAUGCAAAAACGCUAUCACUCUUCACAUGAUCAAGGCCUCUCCGCAUGACAACUUCUUCUCGUCGCGCUAAGUAGAACGACAAUCCGUUGUUCCAAAUCUGUAACGCAGCGGGCGUAAUCCUAAUCUUCCUUCUUUCACUUUUGCCAUUCUUGCAUUGCAAAUUCAUGCAACACUUGCGAGUGUAUUGUUUGGGAACGCCAUAAGCUGGUUUGGUUUGUGUACCGCAGGGAACUGUGGCUCAUUUUCGACUUCUAUCAAAUGUAAAAAUGUCUGGGUUUGGGAACUUGUGAUGCUGGGUGGCGUCUCAUGAUGAGGCUACAAAUGCUGGCUCAGCAUGACAAGUUUCUGAGCUCCUAGGUGUUGCCUAUUCUGCAUGACAAGCUGCGCUUCUGCAUCACAGAAAAGCGGAGCCCUUGGGUAACGUGCAUGACAGUUUUAAGAGUCAUGCCAGACAAGCAGGACAAAUCUUGCAUUCUUCCAGACCCAGACAUUUUUGCAUUUGAUAACUUCAGCGAGGGCGAAAAUCUGCUGUAUCUGACGGGGUUACUCAGUUUUCUGCUCCUCGCCGCCAUCGGGGGGCUGGCUGCGGUUAGGAACAAGCACCCCAGGUUUCGCACGGUUUUUAAAAAGUGGCACAAGACGCUGGCGUUGCUGUUUUUGAUCACAGCGACCGCACAUUGGUGGCCCUUCGCCAUUUUUCUCGUGCCGACGGUGGCUCUUGGCGGGGUGGCAGGUCGUAGUUGGGCCACUUAUUCUUGUUCCCAUCCGGAAGAAGUAAAUGUUGAUCUACGCGUACACAUGGUCAACAUGAUCGGCAAGGCGAUCGCCGUGUCUCUCUUCGGCGCACUCGUUGGAUUGGCGAGCGUGUGGCAAAUUCGGGAGUUCGUGAUGGGGCGAAAAGUAUCACCUGCAAAUACGUCUGGGUCUGGAAGGUGGCAACUUGUGAUGGUAAAUCUGCAGCAUGCAAAAAUCUGUGUUGCGUGAGUGCCAAAAGCCGUCCACUUUUGACCAAAUUGGAGGGGAGUUUCUCAUGCAGGAUAGGCAUGGCAGAGACCUCGCAGAGUCUGUCAUGCUAAGUCCCGCAGUCCAGACCUCAUGGGUCAUGGAAAAUCUGCAUGACAAGUUUACACUUUUCCAGACCCAGACACUCUUGCAGUUGAUAAAAAGGCGCGGACACGUUUUCGCCGUUUCUCUUCCCACCCUUGGCUUUAGUGUGCGGCGGGGGUGUGUCGGUCUUGGGCCUGCGGGUUGUGGCGUCGUGGUCUUCGCGGCGGGGGGUGGCGAGGUCUUGACGGAAAUUGGUUUUUGUACAAAAGUGGUGGCUCAUCUACUAGUAGAGUGGUUGUUGAAGAGCGAAAUAAUGUCCGUAAGAUAGAUUGCAUGAUUUGAAUGGUUCAAGACGAAUGUUAAUGUUUCAGAUAGAACGUUUACGUAAAGAGGACAAUUUUGAGCAAAAAUCAUAUCUAGAUGCUGUAUGUACUGUUUCAAGAAAAUGACGACACUCACUACGGUCUGUUUCGAAAGAUGAAAC